Molecule: messenger RNA, 1837 nt
Organism: Synchiropus splendidus (mandarinfish)
Lineage: Eukaryota; Metazoa; Chordata; Actinopteri; Syngnathiformes; Callionymidae
Gene: ahcy
Product: adenosylhomocysteinase
Exons: 11
Coding region: 134-1435 (433 amino acids)
Biological process (GO): L-methionine cycle
Cellular component (GO): cytosol
Molecular function (GO): adenosylhomocysteinase activity
Source: RefSeq, a predicted model, not a curated record
ACUCGUGGAGCGAGCGCCGUUGUGUUGGAGCAUAAAAAGCCCGCCGUCAUGUGGUCGGUCUUCCUCUCCGCCUCUUCUCGGCCAUCUGGCAGCAGCGCUCACUCGGCCCUCGCCCUCCUCCAAACACCUGAAAAUGACUGAGAAACUCCCCUACAAAGUUGCUGACAUCGGCCUGGCUGACUGGGGACGCAAAGCCAUCGCCAUCGCCGAGAAUGAGAUGCCUGGCCUGAUGAAGAUGAGGGAGCUGUAUGGCCAGAGCAAGCCUCUGAAGGGUGCACGCAUCGCAGGCUGCCUCCAUAUGACCCUGCAGACUGCCGUGCUCAUUGAGACCCUCACCGAACUGGGAGCUGAGGUCCAGUGGUCCAGCUGCAACAUCUUCUCCACACAAGAUCACGCUGCCUCUGCCAUCGCCAAAGCUGGAAUCCCAGUGUACGCAUGGAAGGGCGAGACAGACGAGGAGUACAUGUGGUGCAUCGAGCAGACCCUGUACUUCAAGGACAAUCAGCCCCUCAACAUGAUCCUGGAUGACGGCGGAGACCUCACCAACCUGGUGCACCAGAAGUACCCCAAGCUGCUGGCAGGAAUCAAAGGACUGUCUGAGGAGACGACGACCGGCGUCCACAACCUUUACAAGAUGAUGAAGAGUGGGGAACUCAAGGUUCCCGCCAUCAACGUCAACGACUCCGUCACCAAGAGCAAGUUCGACAACCUGUACGGCUGCAGGGAGAGCCUGAUCGAUGGCAUCAAGCGCGCCACCGACGUCAUGAUCGCCGGCAAGGUUGCUGUGGUGGCUGGGUACGGAGACGUCGGCAAAGGCUGUGUCCAGGCUCUGCGCGGCUUCGGUGCUCGCGUCAUCGUCACAGAGAUCGACCCCAUCAACGCUCUGCAGGCUGCCAUGGAGGGUUACGAGGUCACCACCAUGGAUGAAGCCUGCAAGGAAGGAAACAUCUUCGUCACCACCACCGGCUGUGAGGACAUCAUCAUGGGCCACCACUUUGAGAGCAUGAAGGACGACGCCAUCGUCUGCAACAUUGGACACUUCGACUGUGAAAUCGACAUGGCCUGGCUCAACAAGAACGCUGCAGAGAGGAUCAACAUCAAACCUCAGGUCGACCGCUAUCGCAUGAAGAGCGGCCGCCACAUCAUCGUCCUGGCCGAGGGGCGUCUGGUCAACCUGGGCUGUGCCAUGGGACACCCGUCCUUUGUCAUGAGCAACUCCUUCACCAACCAGGUGCUCGCUCAGAUCGAGCUGUGGACAAACACAGACAAAUAUCCCGUCGGAGUUUACUUUUUACCCAAGAAGCUGGACGAGCAGGUGGCUGCGGCUCACCUGGACAAACUGGGGGUGAAACUGACCAAGCUGUCGACCAAACAGGCCAAGUACCUGGGUCUGCCCGUGGAGGGGCCCUUCAAACCUGACCACUACCGCUACUAAAGCCCGGCCGAGGAGCCGCGACAGCAGGAACACGCGAGUCCAGACGACGACGGCUCACAGUGAGCUCGACGGCGCCGACGAUCACUGGACCUCAAACACCCGCGUCUCGCUUCAUCUACUCUCCUCACUCCUGAGAGACUUCCUCUUAUGUCAUUCCCUCGAUCGAGCCUGAAUCAGAACCAAAGAUCUGCUGGACUCACUCAGCACUCGACAGCCUCACCCGUGUCAGAGGGAGCCAGCAGAGUGUCUGAUUUAAAACAAACCAAGGUCUUAUAUUUUAGCUUUUGAUUUAAUUUAAUUGCCCCUUUACGGCCACAAGAGCAGGGACUGCCCCCUACAGGUCGGUGGUGACGGUUACAGUCCAGAGUUGAAAAGUGAAAAUAAACGUCGACUCUGAAAACA